Notechis scutatus (mainland tiger snake) is the source of this 560-nucleotide messenger RNA. Lineage: Eukaryota; Metazoa; Chordata; Lepidosauria; Squamata; Elapidae. The record is from RefSeq and is a predicted model, not a curated record.
GUUUGCUGAAAGUCGCCGUAGAUAACGCCCGGGUGCAGGAAAAGCAAAUCCAGCAGGAGAAGAAGGAACUAAAGAUGGAGCUGUGUAGGGAAAGAGAAUUGAGAGAGAACCUGGAAAGGCAGCUUACAGCUGAGCUGCAAAGCAGAGCCACAAUUCAAAAGCGCUUGAAAAAGGAGAAGAAAGCGAAGAGGAAAUUGCAGGAAGCUCUGGAGUUUGAAUCGAAGCGGAGGGAGCAAGUAGAACAAGCACUGAAGCAGGCUACAUCAGGGGACGGUCUCAGGAUGCUGAAUGAUGCUGGGAUUCCAGACAUGGAAGUUGACCACAACGGGACUCAACAUGAGAACGCGGCAAUGCAAGGUAUGUGGUCUUGCAUAUAUACUGUAUUGGAGGGAUGUCCAUGGCACAUUGUGCCAGUAUUGCUACAGCACGAUAAGCCCCGGAGCACAAUUAAAAAUCAACAUGGGUUAGAACUUAAUCACUAUAACGCCAACCUCUUGGUGUGUCCAAACAAGAAUUCCCACCAAUGGGCUAUGAAUGUGAACUUAGCACAUUUCAACAAG